CCCCAACAGCGCGAAAAGCUUCUUUAGCGAUAGAAAAGAACACAAACAAUUGAAAAAGAAGAAAGUCCAGUGCACACACGACACUUGUGCUUCUUCAGCUACAGUCUUCAGUGGGCAGCAACAUCAAGUUCCACCAUCUUUAUCAUCUGCUCAUCCAUUCUCUCGAUCUGUUCCGGUAAAUUUGAUUGCCAAUCAUUUUGCAAAUCAUGGCAUGGUUAACGUCCAUAUUUUUCAUUCUUCUAGCCGUUCAACCGGUUCUUCCACAGGAUCUAUAUGGCACAGCAACUCAGCAGCAGCCUUAUCCAUAUGUACAACCUAGUGCUUCGUCUGGUUCUGGAGGCUACGUUCCAAAUCCUCAAUCAAGCAUUCAUACUGUUCAGCAGCCAUAUCCAAAUAUUGAUGUAGUCGAACCAGAUGUGGAUAGUGUAGACAUUUAUGAAACUGAAGAACCUCAAUUUAAAGUUGUGAACCCUGUAUUUCCACUUGGUGGAUCUGGAAUCGUUGAACCUGGUACAAUCCCACCACCAAUGCCUCAAACUCAAGCUCCAGAAAAACCAGACAACAGCUAUGCAAUUAACUAUUGUGAUAAACGAGAAUUCCCAGAUGAUGUACUAGCACAAUAUGGAUUAGAAAGGAUUGAUUAUUUUGUAUACAACACUUCAUGCUCUCAUGUUUUCUUCCAGUGUUCAAUUGGCCAGACUUUUCCUCUGGCGUGUAUGUCCGAAGAUCAAGCAUUUGAUAAGUCUACUGAAAAUUGUAAUCACAAGAAUGCUAUUAAAUUCUGUCCAGAAUACGAUCAUGUCAUGCACUGUACAAUCAAAGACACCUGUACUGAAAAUGAGUUUGCUUGUUGUGCAAUGCCUCAAUCCUGUAUCCAUGUGAGCAAACGUUGUGAUGGUCACCCAGACUGUGCCGAUGGGGAAGAUGAGAACAAUUGUCCAUCGUGUGCACGUGAUGAGUUUGCAUGUGUGAAGAGUGAACAUUGUAUUCCUGCAAACAAAAGAUGUGACGGUGUGGCUGAUGAUUGUGAAGAUGGAUCGAAUCUUGAUGAAAUUGGAUGCAGUAAAAAUACAACUUGUAUUGGAAAGUUCGUCUGUGGAACAUCGCGUGGAGGUGUUUCAUGUGUGGAUUUAGAUAUGCAUUGUGAUGGAAAGAAAGAUUGUUUAAAUGGAGAAGAUGAAAUGAAUUGUAAACAAGAAGGACGCCAAAAAUAUUUGCUCUGCGAGAAUCAAAAACAAUCAGUGACACGUCUACAAUGGUGUAAUGGAGAAACAGAUUGUGCUGAUGGAUCUGAUGAAAAAUAUUGUUACUAGAUACUGCUGAACUUCUUGUCGAUUUCCCUUAAUUUAUAAAUAAAUACAUGAAUGUC
This is a messenger RNA of Caenorhabditis elegans, 1369 nucleotides long. It is a transcript of the gene lrx-1, whose product is annotated as LRP X(cross)-hybridizing. Gene Ontology annotation, cellular component: membrane; endomembrane system. Lineage: Eukaryota; Metazoa; Nematoda; Chromadorea; Rhabditida; Rhabditidae. The record is from RefSeq and is marked reviewed.